AUGGAUCAAUAAUUAGAAAAAUGGAAGUUGAAUAGUCAAUAUUUUGUUAGAGAUAAAUAUGUUAAUCUUUAUAAGAAAUUUGGAAAUCAAGCACUAAGAUAAUAAGACUAAUUGCAUUUCAAGAGACAACGUAUUUUUAGAAACACUUCUUUCAAAGAUAGAGAGAAACUACCAAUUAUGGAAUAGUCUUAGAAAAAGUGUGAUUACAGUCUCCCUGAAUUUAUCUAUCCUACUAUUCAAUAAGUAUAAACUGUUGAUGAAUAUAAUAAAAUAUUGCGAGAAAGAAUUAAGAGCAAUGAGCGUAAGGAAAGAAAUUAAUGGAAAUUGCCUCCUUUAGAAGGAGAAUAUAAAGAGAAGUAUAAAUUGAAAAGAGCUAUAUCUUAAGCUGAUUUGAAGAUCAAAUUGUAGAAGCUAUUUUGA
This is a messenger RNA of Paramecium pentaurelia, 420 nucleotides long. The record is from the annotation of a GenBank genome assembly. Lineage: Eukaryota; Ciliophora; Oligohymenophorea; Peniculida; Parameciidae.